CCUUCCCCCACCCCCCCCCCCCUCUCUGUCUCUCUCUCGCUCAUUUAAUUGAUCGCGGUGUCCUCGUCCCCGUCCCCUCCCCUUCCAUGUCGCCGCCCCCGGAGGAACCCAUCCGCGGUGGCGGCGCUGCCCCGUCCUCGCCGGAGAACGGCGCCGCCAAUGGCCACGCCGCGCCGCCCUCGCCGGAGAACGCCACCGUCAACGGCGGCGCCUUGGAGGACUCCGCCGACGCGCGCCGCCGGAAACCCGACCCUUCCGCGCCGUCGCCGCCCCAGACCUCGUCGUCCUCCGCAUUCCCCUCGUGCUUCCUCCAUCUGAGAUCCGAGGGGGGCCACGGCGACGAGUGGAGGUGGCUCCGGCGGUGCGCCGAGGCCUCAGCCAAGGGAUUCGCGAUCGGCGCCGGACUCAAGGGCGGCCUCGCCCUAUUCUCCAUCCUCACGCGGUUGAGGAGCCGCAGAUCUCUGAGAUCGUCUUCGAGGAAGUUGGGGACUUUCACCAAUGAAGAGGCAGUGAUCAUGGCGAUCAAAGAGACGAUGCGAUAUGGAAUGUUUCUGGGGGCAUUUGCAGGGACAUUUGUUUCCGUUGAUGAGUGUAUAGCUGCUAUCUGGGGCCAUAAAAGAACAGCAGGAUGGAGGGCACUAUUAGCAGGGGCACUUGCUGGUCCAUCGAUGAUUCUGACGGGGCCAAAUACACAGCACACUAGCUUAGCUAUAUACAUUCUCAUGCGUGCUGCUGUUCUGGCAUCACGUUGUGGGAUAAAGAGCAAAAAAUUUGGACAUCUUUGUAAACCUUUAACCUGGUCGCAUGGUGACAUUUUCCUUAUGUGCCUUUCCUCUUCACAGAUUUUAUCUGCUUACAUUCUGAAGCAAGACAGCUUGCCACUAUCAUACAAAUCAUUUCUAAAUAAGCAUGGUGGAAAAGAUCCUCUUAUUCUCCAGGGUGUGAAAGAAAUCGCCUGUAAUAUCCCUUUCACUAACUUGGAGGGCAUUGAGAGGUAUUACAAGUCUACAGGUGUUGACAUAAAACUAGACCCCAGCAUGAAAGUGCCAUGCUCAAUUGUGCAUGGCAAUAAAUCUUGCACUGGGCAUUUCAUAUCAUUCCUGUUACAAGCAUAUGGAAGAGCUCUACCUGUUUAUGUUCCAGUUUACUUGAUUCCUGCACUAAUAGUUCACCGUCAGGACCUCUUGAAAAGACCUUACACAAUUCUGGGGAAGAGUUUGGUGGGUACCGCAAGAUCUAGCCUAUUCCUCUCUGUAUACUGUGCAUCUGCCUGGGCUUGGACUUGCCUUCUUUUUAGAAUUCUCAAGAGGUGUAACGUUCCAAUGGUCGCAAUGGGGACGUUUCCUGCCGGCCUAGCAUUGCUAAUCGAGAAGAAGAGCAGGAGAAUUGAGAUAUCUCUUUACUGCUUCGCCCGUGCCAUCGAGAGCUUCUUCACUUGUAUUGCCGACGCGGGCCUCUGCCCUCCAGCCUCGAAACUUAAGCGGGCUGACGUGGUUGUAUUUAGUAUUUCGACGGCCAUCAUCAUGCACUGUUAUGCACAGGAAAGGGAGGUUUUCCGAUCAAAGUACCUGAACGUGCUCGAUUGGGUUUUCGGAGUGCCCCCUGAACUAGAUGAUGAACAUGAGAAAGAAGUGGAGAGAAAGACAAGUUAGAUUGUUCAGAGAUAUAUGCCCAGAAAUUUUGGGAUGUUUAAUAGGAUUAUUAAGCUAUUGAUAUCUAGAAUAGCCCCAUUGGUGGGAUUUAGAAGGAAAUUUAGGUUUUUUUUCCUUAGAGCAAGAUAUUGUAGAUUAGUGGUAAAUACGAUUGUGAAAUUUGCUGCAAUUCAUUUGAACCGUUUUAGCAAUUUUAUCAUGUAAACUAGCGUGUAUUGCCGUUCUGGAGCUUAAUUAUUUUUUUUCGAA
Ananas comosus (pineapple) is the source of this 1901-nucleotide messenger RNA. RefSeq lists its product as uncharacterized. The record is from RefSeq and is a predicted model, not a curated record. The coding region runs from base 87 to 1652 and encodes 521 amino acids. The transcript has 8 exons. NCBI's taxonomy places the organism in Eukaryota, Viridiplantae, Streptophyta, Magnoliopsida, Poales, Bromeliaceae.